This is a messenger RNA of Monodelphis domestica (gray short-tailed opossum), 3362 nucleotides long. RefSeq names its product splicing factor proline and glutamine rich (gene SFPQ). NCBI's taxonomy places the organism in Eukaryota, Metazoa, Chordata, Mammalia, Didelphimorphia, Didelphidae. Gene Ontology annotation, molecular function: RNA binding. The record is from RefSeq and is a predicted model, not a curated record.
GACAAAGGCGGCGCGGGGCUUGUGUCCCCCGCCAUUUUGUGAUCAGCAAGGUGGCCUCCACGUUCCCCGAGCGACUUCUUCGCUUUUGCCUCGCCCGCCCGCUGAUCACGGACAUGUCCCGGGACCGGUUCCGGAGUCGCGGGGGCGGCGGCGGCGGCUUCCACCGGCGCGGCGGUGGUGGAGGGCGAGGCGGCGGCCUAAGCCAUGACUUCCGUUCACCGCCGCCGGGCAUGGGCCUGAGCCAGAAUCGAGGGCCGCUAGGACCAGGCCCAGUCCAGACAGGGCCUAAGCCCUCCAUCCCGCCGCCUCCGGCGCAGGUACUGGCGCAGCAACAAGCGCAACAGGCGGCCGCCGCGGCGGCAGCGGCAGCGGCAGCGGCUGCAGCAGCGGCGGCGCAGCAGCAACAGGCGUCGUCGCCAGAUCCGCCGAAGCCGGGCCUCCCUCCGGGCAGCAGCCCUGGGCCCACAGUGGGUACUGCCGCUCCGGCCUCUGUCUCCGCUCCGUCUGCACCGCCCCCGGGCUCGGGGGGACCUUCAGGCCCAGGCUCGGCCUCCUCGCAGGCCUCAUCUGGACCGUCGGCUCCUCCUGGGGCCCCUCAGCAGAGCUCUUCGACCCCAGCUGUGUCCUCCGCCUCGAGCGGGGGCCCGCCCCCUCCGCCCCCAGGUGCUGCGGGGCCUAAGCCGGGUCCGAGUCCUGGUGGGCCUAAAGGCAAAAUGCCCGGAGGGCCUAAACCCGGCGGGCCUGGCCUCACUCCUUCGGGAGGACACCAGAAGCCGCCACACAGGGGCGGCGGGGAACCCCGCGGGGGCCGACAGCACCACCCGCCGUACCACCAGCAGCAACCACCACCGCCUCCCCAUCACCAGGGCCCUUCGCCCGGCGGACCUACGGGCCGCAGCGAAGAGAAGAUCUCGGACUCGGAGGGUUUUAAAGCAAAUUUGUCUCUCUUGAGGAGGCCUGGAGAGAAAACUUACACCCAGCGAUGUAGGUUAUUUGUUGGAAAUCUGCCAGCUGAUAUUACAGAUGAGGACUUUAAAAGAUUAUUUGCUAAAUACGGAGAACCUGGUGAAGUCUUUAUCAACAAGGGCAAAGGAUUCGGAUUCAUCAAACUCGAAUCUAGAGCCCUGGCGGAAAUUGCAAAAGCAGAACUUGAUGAUACACCCAUGAGAGGGCGACAACUUCGUGUUCGUUUUGCCACACAUGCCGCUGCCCUCUCUGUACGAAAUCUUUCACCCUAUGUUUCCAAUGAAUUACUGGAAGAAGCAUUCAGCCAGUUUGGACCUAUUGAAAGGGCUGUCGUAAUUGUUGAUGAUCGAGGAAGAUCUACAGGGAAAGGCAUUGUCGAAUUUGCCUCUAAGCCAGCUGCAAGAAAGGCAUUUGAACGGUGCAGUGAAGGAGUGUUUUUGCUAACAACAACUCCUCGUCCAGUCAUUGUGGAACCACUUGAGCAAUUAGAUGAUGAAGAUGGUCUUCCAGAAAAGCUUGCACAGAAGAAUCCAAUGUAUCAAAAGGAGAGAGAGAAUCCUCCACGUUUUGCUCAGCAUGGCACCUUUGAGUUUGAAUAUUCCCAGAGAUGGAAGUCUUUAGAUGAAAUGGAAAAGCAGCAAAGAGAGCAGGUUGAGAAAAACAUGAAAGAUGCAAAAGACAAGCUAGAAAGCGAAAUGGAAGAUGCAUAUCACGAGCAUCAGGCAAAUCUUUUACGUCAGGAUCUAAUGCGGCGUCAGGAAGAGUUGAGAAGGAUGGAAGAGCUUCACAAUCAAGAAAUGCAGAAACGCAAAGAAAUACAGUUAAGGCAAGAGGAAGAGCGGCGUAGAAGAGAAGAAGAAAUGAUGAUUCGCCAACGUGAGAUGGAGGAACAAAUGAGACGCCAGAGAGAAGAAAGUUAUAGUCGGAUGGGAUAUAUGGAUCCACGAGAGAGAGAGAUAAGAAUGGGAGGUGCAGCAGCAAUGAACAUGGGAGAUCCCUAUGGCUCAGGAAGCCAGAAAUUUCCACCUUUAGGUGGUGGUGGCAUAGGUUAUGAGGCCAGCCCUGGAGUUCCACCAACAGCCCUGAGUGGUUCCAUGAUGGGAAGUGACAUGGUAAGAGUGAUUGGUGUGGGCUGAAAACAGUGACAGUGCUCAUCCAUUGAGUCUUGCAGUACAACAUGAGCACAUCUAGAGUGAGCCACGGUCACCAACCCAACAAUUUAAAUAGGUAUGUUAAAAGUUGUGGUGUAUCGCCUACUUUCACAAAAAUAGCAACUUUGCUGAAUACCCAGGCCUUUGGACUUCAUCAUGCAUAUAUAACGUUAAAGGAAAUAUUAAGAUCAGAAUCGGCCUUUUUUUUUUUUAAGGUUGUGAGCUCCUUAAAGACAGGAGAAGCUGUAUUUUUCCUCUUUGUAUCCCAGAACUUAGCACAGUUGUGCCUGGCACAUAGUAAACACUUAAAUGUUUAUUGAUUAAUUUUGGCUUUGUUAUUCCACAUUUGUAGCACAGAACCUGACAUAUAUAGAUGCUUAAUGCCUGUUUGAUUCUAUUGUAGGUAGGUGAUUUUUUUGUCUGCUAUAAUUUGAGAUGAAGUUUCAAAUUAUUUCACCUUCAUCUUGCCUUGUCAUUUUUCAGAGUUUGUAAGACAGUAAUUUGGUGCUAAUUUGGUCUUUUUUUUUUUAAAUACUACCAUACCAUGAUACUUGUACAACGGGCGGGGGUGGGGGAGAAUACUGCAUGGUAAUAUGGUUUAAGAUAAUGUGUAGACAUGUACAAGGAAAAAAAGGGGGGAGUUUCUCACUUGGGUUUGGGGUGGACUUUUUACAUUGCAUUUAACUCUCAAGGUAUGGUUUAUGUUGGGUAGAUGAAGCAGGAGUAAUUUCCCAAGAUUUGGAAAUUAAGGGAAAUGGUUCCAGGAAAUAAAUACCAACCUGAGAUGUUUUAUGGGUUUAUAUAAACAAAUAAUUGAACUGAAGGCAACUACCAAGUUAAAGGAAAAAAAAAUGGAAUACUAGGUUAAUAAAGGCAACAGAAAGCCAAGGAUUUGGCUUUAGUUAGUGAUAGAGACUAAAGGAUGGACAUGGUUGCUCUAUUAUAAAGAUGCUUUUUGGUAAUUUGUACUGGCUGGCAAUCUUAUAGCAAAUAUUAGCCAUUUGUCUGAAUUAUACUAAAAACUUUGCUGUGCACAUUUAGCUAUUUUUUAAAAACUGACUAGGAAAUUCUUCGAUAUUUUAUUAUUUUUAUAGUUUUUAAAUAAAGCCUUUUAGGAUAAUGAUGCCUUUUUUGAAUUUACAGGAGCAAGGAAGGGAAGCAGUGUUUUGGAAAUCCACAAACCAAUGAAGAAGAGCCAGGAUUGUUGAAGAAAUUUACUUUUAAUAAUAAAAAAGUUUGAAUCCA